UAAAGGGAAGAUCUGAAACAGCGAACACAAACAGAGAGAGCUUUUCAGUGUCUUCACUUUUAUUGAAAUUAAAGAAAAUUGGAAAGGCUGUCUUUUUGGUUGUUGGAGUUCGUCGUGGUGAACUAUAAAGAGACGAUCGUCAACGUCCUGAGAUUUUUCUUGGGGUUUCUGAUCUAAUCCUGGAUUUCACAGCCUCCAAUUUCACUACUAGGGUUAAUAAAAGGUCCAUGCUUUUUUUGUAAUUGAUCUGAAAAUCCAGAGAUCAGAAAAUGGCAAUGGCUCCAGUUAUAAAGCUGGUUUUAGGAUCAAUAGCCUUUGCCAUUUUCUGGGUAUUAGCAGUGUUUCCCUCUGUGCCGUUCCUACCAAUUGGUCGAACCGCCGGUUCUCUGUUCGGUGCAAUGUUAAUGGUUAUCUUCCAAGUGAUAACCCCGGAACAAGCUUAUGCAGCCAUUGAUCUUCCGAUACUCGGUCUUCUCUUUGGAACAAUGGUUGUUAGUAUAUAUCUUGAGAGAGCUGAUAUGUUCAAGUACUUAGGCACAUUGCUUUCGUGGAAGAGUAAAGGACCUAAAGACUUGCUAUGUCGAGUCUGUCUUGUCUCCGCGGUUUCAAGCGCUCUGUUUACUAACGAUACAUCUUGUGUGGUUUUAACCGAGUUUGUGUUGAAGAUCGCUAGGCAAAAGAACCUCCCGCCUCACCCUUUUUUGCUCGCUUUGGCCACGAGUGCGAAUAUUGGUUCUUCUGCUACUCCCAUUGGGAAUCCACAGAAUCUUGUUAUCGCGGUUCAAAGCAAGAUCCCCUUUUGGGAGUUUCUUCUUGGGGUUUUUCCUGCGAUGAUUGUUGGUAUUACCGUCAAUGCUAUGCUUCUUCUCGGUAUGUAUUGGCGGCUAUUGUCAGAUCAUAAAGAGGACGAAGAAGAAGCAGGAGAAAAUGCGGAUUCUGAAGUUCUUGCUGUUGCUGAAGAAGAUGUCACAUCACAUCGGUUUUCGCCAGCUACAUUUUCACCAGUUGCAUCCGAAGAAUCAAACUUCAGAAUGGAUCCCGAGACGCUUAGAAACAGAGCGGUUUCUGCAGGUGAGAGUGAAUUAAUGAGCCGCGAUUCAAAUGCGUCAAGAGAACAAACUGACGCAGAGUCUCAAGGAGAGAGCAAUGUUUUCCAUACCAAGAAAUGGAGAAGAGUUUUAUGGAAAUCAAGUGUCUAUUUGAUCACAUUAGGAAUGCUGAUAUCUCUGGUUAUGGGUUUAAACAUGUCGUGGACCGCAAUUACUGCAGCUCUAGCUCUUGUCGUUCUUGAUUUUAAAGAUGCAAGGCCGUCUCUCGAGAAGGUAUCAUAUUCGCUAUUGAUCUUCUUCUGCGGGAUGUUCAUUACCGUUGAUGGAUUCAACAAAACAGGUAUCCCUACCGCUCUAUGGGAUCUAAUGGAGCCAUAUGCCAAAAUCGAUGAAGCCAAAGGAACGGCGGUUCUAGCAGUUGUGAUUCUUGUCCUCUCCAAUGUAGCCUCCAAUGUACCAACCGUGCUUUUAUUGGGAGCAAGAGUGGCGGCAUCAGCGAUGGGGAGGGAGGAGGAGAAGAAGGCGUGGUUGUUGCUGGCGUGGGUGAGCACGGUGGCUGGAAACUUGACGUUGCUUGGUUCAGCAGCAAACCUGAUAGUGUGUGAGCAAGCUCGUAGAGCAGUGAGCCAUGGCUACACUCUGACUUUCACUAAACACUUCAAGUUCGGUUUACCUUCAACACUCAUCGUCACUGCCAUUGGUCUCCUCCUUAUCAAGUAAAUCAUAGCUCACUCUGCAUAUAUGCUUUCUUUUCUCUUUGUGAAGGAUUUUCUUCCACACUUUUUGUAAUUCAAUAUUCAUAGCAGUGUCCAUAUUUGUAUCAUUGAAAAACAAACACUAUCACAAUUAUACGUAAUGAAUGGUAUAAGCAGUUUUCAGCUUGAAAACGUGAUUCUACUA
Arabidopsis lyrata subsp. lyrata is the source of this 1949-nucleotide messenger RNA. RefSeq names its product putative transporter arsB. Gene Ontology annotation, cellular component: membrane. The transcript has 4 exons. Bases 270 to 1769 code for a protein of 499 amino acids. Lineage: Eukaryota; Viridiplantae; Streptophyta; Magnoliopsida; Brassicales; Brassicaceae. The record is from RefSeq and is a predicted model, not a curated record. Gene Ontology annotation, biological process: transmembrane transport.